AUGAAACUUCCGUCACCGUCGUUACCGUUACUCCUCCUUCUCCACCUCCUCUCAGCCACUAUCUCCGCCGCUCCUUCCCUCUCUCCGACUCCUUCUCCGACCAUCUCUCCCGUUCCUCGCUCCUCUCCCACUCCUCACACCUCUCCCAUUCCUCGCACAUCCUCUUCCCCAUUAGACCCAAAACAGCUCAAAGCCCUCGAAUCUCUCAACAUCCCCACCGUCAAAAACCCCUGCAACCACCUCCCCUCCAAAUCCACCCCCACCGCCGUCGUAACCUGCGACGCCGGCUCCCCAUUUCGCCUCGUCACCUCCAUCUCCUUCACCAACUGCUCCUCCGAUCUCUCCAUCUCCUCCACAGCUCUCAGAGCCCUCUCCCCAUCUCUAACCUCCCUCUCUUUCCUCAACUGCCCUUCUCUCUCCCUUCCGCCGCGUCUCCCCGAAUCCCUCCACUCCUUCUCCGCCGUCUCUUCCUUCCUCCGCCACCGCAAUGGCCUCUCCGGAAUCUUCCUAGCUCGUCUCGUUAACCUCACUGACCUCACAAUCUCCUCCGUCCCCGUCUCCACCUCCGGCCUCUACGUCAUCCUCGGAAAUAUGCACGACGUCGUCUCCCUCACGAUCUCUCACGCCAAUCUCUCCGGCAACAUCCCCAAAUCCUUCCACUCGAAUCUCACAUUCAUCGAUUUGUCAGACAAUCUGCUCAAAGGCCCAAUUCCCACUUCGAUUACUCUACUCUCCAACCUCAAAUCGCUAAACUUGUCCGGCAAUUCGAUCUCCGGUGACAUUCCCGACGGAAUCGGCGACCUGAUUUCGCUGAAAAACCUCUCUUUAGCUUCCAACAAGCUAUCAGGUCCAAUCCCAGAUUCGAUCUCGUCGAUCCCGGAGCUAACUCAUCUAGAUCUGAGCGGAAACCAGCUAAACGGCACCGUUCCGAGAUUCAUCUCGAAGAUGAAGUACCUCACACACUUGAAUCUCGCUAACAAUGCCUUCAAUGGAGUCCUUCCUUUCAAUGCGAGCUUUCUCAAGAAGCUCGAAGUGUUCAAAAUCGGAGGGAACAGUGAUCUCUGUUACAACCGCACUGCGUUGUCGUCGAAGAUGAAAUUGGGUAUUGCUCAGUGCGAUAAACACGGUUUGCCACUGUCUCCGCCGCCGCAGAAGGAGGAUUCGAGUUCAGAUUACGAUUACGAUAAUGAAGAUGAGAGUAGUGAGAAGAAGAAGGAAGAGCAUCAUGGUCCUAAUAAGGUUGUGCUUGGUGUUGCCAUUGGACUUUCUUCGCUUGUGUUCUUAAUCAUCUUCUUGAUCCUUCUCGCCAAAUGGUGUGGUUGA
Messenger RNA from Microthlaspi erraticum, 1323 nucleotides. NCBI's taxonomy places the organism in Eukaryota, Viridiplantae, Streptophyta, Magnoliopsida, Brassicales, Brassicaceae. The record is from the annotation of a GenBank genome assembly.